AUGACAGUUGCCAUAAAUGCAAUCAGACGGCUGGAGGCAAAAGUCGAAGAUCUUACUACAGCGAUCAAUUCCAACAACGCUGCGCCGCCGCCGCCACCACCUCCUGCUCCGCAGGACUACAGGUCCCCGUUUGCCAACUCCCAGCCAAGCCCUGGAUCAAACGCUCUAUCUUACCCACUCUCGCAUCAUGAACGAGGAAUACUGGACGUUUCUUCCCCACUUACCACUGAAACGCCUGGCAAAGCCUCAAACGCUGCCACUGAGGCACAUGGUGCGAUCAAAUUGUCUUUCAGCCAGCAUGGCGUGGCUUCAUGGCCCGCUAUUGCGGAUCUACUCCCAGCAGAAUUCCUUGCGGCUCGCAAUGCACUUCCCCGGGAUUACAUCGUAAACAUCGAGACUCAUAGACCACCGCUACCUAUUCAUAUCGACAUUCCAGCAGAGUACAGUAGUAACUUCUGGCUGACAAGACUUCCAUUAUCGGUCAUCAAAGGUCUAGCCGAUGCUUACUUUGCGGUCUUUCAUCGUAACACUCCUGUUCUUGAUAGAUUCCAAUUUUUCUCCACAACGCUUCAGGGCGCGCUGGAAAGCAACUUCGGAUACGAUGUUGAAACGUGCCUCGUGCUGAUAGUUCUGGCGCUUGGAUGUCUGUCAGUGAGAACCUACGAGGAAGGAGACUUUGCCUUGCCGUCACGCACAUCCUCACCUACGACCGGCUUCGUCCGACCUGAAUGGCAUGAAGUGGUGACAGACGAUCCACCCGGCCUUAAGUUCUUCAACGAAGCCCGACAACGGAUUGGCUUUCUCAUGAACCAGAAUGACCUACCCAUUGGCCAGUUCUAUAUGCUUUGUACAUUGUACUACGCCCAGACGCUACGCCCGAUUGAUUCAUGGACGAUGGUCAAUCGCGCAGCCUUGUGUUGCAUAAGCGUGCUGUCGCGAGAGGAAUCGAUCGACUUCGAUGACUGGGAGGGCGACAUGCUUUCAAGAUUGUUCUGGAAUACACUCAUGUACGAAACCAUCAUCACUCAAGAGCUUAGUCUCCCUAUGAGCGGGCUACUGGACUACGAAGCAGAUAUACCCAUCCCAAGGUUUACUUCCUACCCUCGGCCUAAGACAUCCAUCUCAGGAUUGCUUUCUGAUGAGGAAGACUCCUUCUUCAACUUCCACUUCCUUGCGCAAGCUGCUCACCGCAUCAUUCUCACUCGUGUUCGACAUAAUCUGUAUACCUUUGCGGAGAAAGAAGGUUACCCAAGCCCGAACCUGACUGCUGAGAUGCAUCAUCAGCUUGAACAGUGGCGCUCGAACUUGCCGCCAUCGCUACAGUUCACGGACAAUGAGAAUGCUGAUGAUUCUCCUAGCCCCGCGCAUGUCAUUGCGAAAGCUAUGUUGCGUAGUCGCUACCGCGUAGCAAAAUUCCACAUUGGACGGCCUUUCUUAUACAAGGCUCUCCAUGCUCCAGAAUACACCAACCGUAGUGAAUACGACGAGGUCCGAAAAGGAUUGGAGGGUGCAAUGUACUGGCCAACCACAAUGGGUUUAUGCGUUCAAAUGAAAGCUGCCUUGCCUAUCAAAUUUGGUUGGUGUUCUCAGUGUUUUGGACAGAUUCUGCUUUUUACUGCAGUUGCGCGAUCGCCAAAUCCUGACUUGCGAGCAACACUACCUGAAGGAUGGGAGGAAUGGGUGCGCAUCAUGAUGGCAUUGAUCGAAAGCUGCGCGCAGGAGAGUCCGGGGAUCACGAAGGAUUACGAAUUGUUGCGCUUACUGUAA
Molecule: messenger RNA, 1767 nt
Organism: Paraphaeosphaeria sporulosa
Lineage: Eukaryota; Fungi; Ascomycota; Dothideomycetes; Pleosporales; Didymosphaeriaceae
Product: C6 zinc finger domain-containing protein
Exons: 2
Coding region: 1-1767 (588 amino acids)
Biological process (GO): DNA-templated transcription
Molecular function (GO): zinc ion binding; DNA binding
Source: RefSeq, a predicted model, not a curated record